CUUCUUGUUGUCAUUUUUCAGGGCCACCAGGACCCAAAGGUGACCAGGGCAAUGAAGGGAAGGAGGGAAAGCCAGGUAUCCCUGGAUUCCCUGGAAUUCGAGGUCUGCCCGGAGAGAGAGGUACCCCAGGACUGCCUGGUCCUAAGGGUGACGAUGGGAAACUAGGGGCCACAGGCCCCAUGGGCAUGCGUGGAUUCAAAGGGGAGCGAGGCCCGAAAGGAGAGAAAGGAGAGAGAGGAGAGAUACACGAUGGUGUGGACUUCACAAUGAUUCGCCUGGUGAAUGGCUCUGGGCCACACGAGGGCCGAGUGGAGGUGUUCCAUGACCGUCGCUGGGGCACAGUGUGUGAUGAUGGCUGGGACAGGAAGGAUGGGAGCGUCGUGUGCCGCAUGCUGGGCUUCCAUGGUGUUGAGGAGAUCUACCGGACAGCUCGUUUUGGGCAAGGCACAGGGAAGAUCUGGAUGGAUGACGUGAACUGCAAGGGAACAGAGAGCUCCAUCUUCCGCUGCCAGUUCGCCAAAUGGGGCGUGACAAACUGUGGGCAUGCUGAGGACGCUGGGGUGACUUGUACUACGUUCUGAAAGUGGGCGCAGCCCAAAGCCGGGCCACCGACAUGACCACGUUCCUGUAGCUCUGGGGCAGGAGGAUUACUUGGAGCUACCUAACCAUGGCUCAUGCCCAGCCCAACACCACCCCCAACUCUGCUGCCAAUUGGCCCUACUCUGGACCCAAGGUGACCCCUCGUCACUUUCUUUGCAGACGACGACUCCAAAGUGCUCACUGGGACCUGCAUUCUGUCUUUCCUUCCCACCGGGGUUUCUACAUGGGGGGUCCCAGUCAACUGAACCACCAGCGUGCUCAGGGCCUAGGGAUCGAUGUUACAGAUGGUCUCUUGGUUACGGAUGGAUGCUGAUAUGAUGUCAUAGGCAAGAGCAGCAAUGGAGGUGGGGGGGUGCUAUGAGUCGUUCAUUUUGCAGAUAAUUCCUAAAUUCCAGAGUUCCAUCGCCCAUCUCCCCAGCAAGUAGAAACCUUUAAUGACUCUGUUUCCUUUCUUUUCCUCUGCCUCUUCACACUCUAUGUUAGUUUGAGGAAGGGGCAGAGGAGAAGUCAUCUAUAGGAGACAUAAGAAAAUGCCAGUUGCCAAAAGAACCCCAACCGGAGCUGGGAAGAGAUGGGAAUAACUACCGUUCUGUGCUACAUUGUAUCUCGGGUGCUGAAAUCACUUAACCACUUUGCUGUGCUAAUACAAGGCAUGUCAGUCAGGGCAGGACCCUGCCUCCAGGUAGUGCUCACCUGGCCCAUUCAUCUGGCUCCCAAGUUAGAAGACCAAGGUUAGAAGAACCUGAGGCCAGGUUCCUCCAUGAGCCUUUGUGUCCCCUUCUUGGGCCUGAGCAACAAGCUUGGGCUGUAGACAUUGGUUGUUAGAAAGCUGUAUAUUCCAAAUCUUAUAGCAAGCACAUAUAAGAUCAGACAGGAUGAGUUUCUAAGUCAAACGUCCACACAGGAAGGCUGAUCCGGAGGGUGACAUGGGAGCUAUCCAGAUUAACCUGAAGCUGUGUCUCGGGGCAGUUGGUGACCUUGUACCUUUCAGGCCUCUUUAAAUAUAAUCCUGUGAUCAGAGGGAAACAGACCUGGUAAAUCCCCCAAGGGCAGAAAGAAGUGUGAAUUCUCUACAGCCAUCCCGUGGGAAGUGAGUUGUCCGGGGCCUCUUCCAGCUUGUGAGCCGCACUCCCCUCCUGGUUACAGAGUGAACAUGUUCUGUUGUUGGCCCCGGAGGAGGCCGAAUUAGAUGGCACAUGUGUUCUAGAACUGGGGGAGCAAUUGAGUGCAGACCUGCCUGGCUAUAGUAGAGCCACAGACACAGUCACAUAUCCUGUGAGGUGAGCAUAUCUUGCUGGGGGCGAGGAAGACCUAGGUACCUCCAGGUGUUGUUUUCCCCCAAAGAUCCUGGCUGGCCACUAAGCCUAUAUGUGGUCUUGAUCAUUCUUGCUUACAAUAUGCGUUACUCACUACUGUUCUCAUGAUCUGACCAACUCUUGUGUUUACAUAACAUGCAUGUACUCAUGCAUCUUCUUCUAGAGCCCAUGUACGUAUACCUGUAUAAGCGUAGCACUCCUUAUUACAUAGCUCUGCACAUCACAAUAGUUAUGUUUUAAAAGAUAUACUAAAGGUUGUUAUUUUUUAAAAAAAAAGAUAUUUUAAAAGUGUGUAAACAUCACUUUGAUAAUUCUGGGAAAGAACCCGGUUACCCCGAUGAUGAAGACUCAGGUAACUUUCUCACUCGGUCUUUACACGGGGGAAAUACAAGUUUGGUUUUCUAUCUAUGAAAGCAAUGUUGAAAAAUAUUUUAACCAUAAAAAUAAAAGUCGACUAGUUUACAGACCUACUUAUGAGGACAUGGAAAUGACCGUGGACUGUAUUUCAGGGACCAAUGGGAACCAGGCCUAAAAUACUUCAGACCUUUUGUAAGAAAGAAUUUCAAUAAAGCAAACAUUUGAAAAAGA
Molecule: messenger RNA, 2504 nt
Organism: Peromyscus leucopus (white-footed mouse)
Lineage: Eukaryota; Metazoa; Chordata; Mammalia; Rodentia; Cricetidae
Gene: Scara5
Product: scavenger receptor class A member 5
Exons: 5
Coding region: 180-581 (133 amino acids)
Cellular component (GO): membrane
Source: RefSeq, a predicted model, not a curated record